GAAUGAGGUCGCUCGCCAGAUUGCUGAUUGAGGGCGCUGUUUUCAAACAGAAGAAAAGAAAUGUGUUUUGGAGCAUUUGGAGCAAACAACGUUUCAGAAUCUCGCCCUGAGGAUGUUCUCAUCAGGAUCACCUAGCAACGCUCCAGUUGAGUGCAAGACCCUCCAGCACUACCUGAUCAACAGCACCUGUAAGAGGGCGCCCUCCAUUGAGCCCACCACAAUGGAGAAUGAUAUUCUAUCCAUUACAGACAGCAGUCAUCACUGUGCCUCGGUACAGAGCGAAUUCAGCACCAAACUACUGGCUAACCUGAACUCGGGAAUGCCAUCUGAUUGGGAACUGAACAAGAGGAAGGAAAGGUACCAGACUGGCCUGAAUCCGAGUUUGAGGGAGUUUUGCGGCCAUACAACUUGCAGAGACACAUGCCUGUUUGAGACUUACCAGACAUCUCGAGAACCCACACCUGACAGAGACGCUGGAAACGGUGAGGACGGCAAACCUCCAAGUCUCUCCUACCUACCAGAAAGGCAGCAUGAGUAUCGAUGGGACGGUCCACCAGUGAACACCCAGGGUGACUUACAAAGGGACCUAGACACGCAACAGACUGAACCAGAUGAUGUACUGAGUGGAAUAGAUUACAGCUUGAGCCAGUUAGUCGAGGCAGAGAUUGAAGCCUUCAGAGUCAACCUUCACAACCUCAUAUCCGACCACCAUCAGCAGCACAGGCAGUUGCUUUCCCCUGGGAAUGAGGCAGUCACUGAACAGAGAGCAGUUUAUGAUCAACCAGCCGGCAACGGGGACGCAAACUAUGCAUGGUCUCCUAUGAACUCCUCUGAGAAACCACAAAUGGAGGAAUCUUCUAGUUCCAGCUACAGCAUGCAAGAUGAGGAAACGAUUCAACUCUAUCAUCCGAACAACAGUCUUGAAGAUGAAGUUAACAGUGCGCUACUCCAACUACUGACUUCUGCCAGUGCAGUUAGCCACGCCCUCAGAAGACAUGAAUAUUCAACGUGACCUGAUUCUAGUUUCAAACAUGGACCUUUGGGUUAUGAAUAUGCAAAAAAAAUUUAAAUAUUGAUAAGAAGUUGUUGAGAGGAUUGUUACCAAGAAUAUGCAUGUUGUAAAAAUCCGUCCCUUUAAUAUCACAAGUAUUUGCCGAUAAAUAUAAACCAUGUUAUGUACAACUGUUCACGUCAUCCAUGUUCAUUCUGAAAUUUAAAUAAAUGUUAAGUGUAAAACAAAAACA
This is a messenger RNA of Patiria miniata (bat star), 1244 nucleotides long. RefSeq lists its product as uncharacterized. The coding region runs from base 113 to 1012 and encodes 299 amino acids. NCBI's taxonomy places the organism in Eukaryota, Metazoa, Echinodermata, Asteroidea, Valvatida, Asterinidae. The transcript is spliced from 7 exons. The record is from RefSeq and is a predicted model, not a curated record.